GAACGAACUACCGAACGAAACCCUUUGACUUACUGGAAAUGAGCGGAUUUCAGGGCUCUAACAUGAGUGCAGGUCCCCUUCCUGUAAAGGAGACAAUCUACAUUAGCACUGCGCCUCCACCGGAACCUGCGAGACCGACACCUGUUAACGUGACCGUUACCAAGAAUGGCUACUGGGCCAGAACUAACAGACAGUCAGCGACGUCUAGCGCGGUUUUCUUUUUCCUUGUCUAUGGCGGCAUGGACUUUGCCGCCAGCUUGGGCUGGGAUCCAACCUUCAAUGUGCUCUUGUCCACCGAGUUCUCCUAUUCCUGGUUUAUUGGCGUGAUAAUAGGAGCACUGGCAGCUAUGGCCACCAUGGCAUUUAUGCCCAAGCAGGUCUACUAUGUUUUUGGAGGUCUAAUGCAGCUUACUGGUUCCAUUAUUUUUACUGCUGCGCCGGGCGACUACUCGUGCUGCCUGGCGGCCCGCUACGUGGCUGGUGUUGGUAUCGGCCUGAUCACCGUCCCGUUCAUUAUCCACAACGCAGAGGUGGCGGCCACCAACCAGCGCGGCGUUACCUCAGGACUUGAGCAAUGUGGCCUGGCCAUGGGUAUAGCCGCCCAGGUGGUGUAUACUACGGAGUGGCUCACCCUUAACGAUAGCAACUCGAACUUGAUACACGGAAUUCUCGGAAUUAUCUUCUCCUUGCUGGGCCUAGCAAUGAGUGGUAUGGCCAUGGAGUCACCGGUCUUCUUUCUGCAGCGCAAUCAGGAGCAGAAGGCGCGCAGCUGCCAACUGCAGCUCGUGGGCCACAAUACCGGAGCCGCCAACAAGUACUUUGAGGAGGCCCGGAUCUACGUGGUGGAGAGCAGUAGCAGGAGCCUCGGCGAAGAGCUGGUCGCCUCCGCAAUGCCCUUCGUCAAGCUGCUCUUAUUCCGCUGCUGCGUCGCCUUCUCCUUUUCCCUGCCGCUGACCAGCUCUAUUAUAUACAGCAGCCAAUUGGUUGAGGGCAUCUCCCUCCCCUGGGAGCUGUACGUGUGGGGUGUGCUCCGGCUGAUCGGCACACUGGUUGCCCUCUUUUUCCUGGACACGAUCGGCCGCAAGGCUGUGUCGCUCGUCGGUCUGCUCUGCAUGGCCGGACUGAUGCUCGGCAUGGCGGGUCUGUACAACGACUUGUUGAGCUUUUAUUCUAUGGCCCAGAUAUGCAACAUUGGGAUGGCCUUCCAGGCCUUUGCCGGACUCUUCAUCUGCAGCUCCUCAGUCUACCUGGGUGAGGCCUUUCCUCUGCGGCUAAAGCCCUACCUCGUUGGACUGAUCGUGAUCGUGGAGCAGGUGAUCCACGUUAUCGUGAUUGCAUGCAUUGGCUCUGAAGUAGGAGUCAACUUCUUCGCGUACUUCCUGUCCGUGGGCAUUAUCAUGCUCCUGUGCGUUAUCUUCUUCGCCGUCUCCAUGCCGGAAACGAAGAGAAUGACACUGCGGGAGGCCGGCCACAAGUUCCAGAAGUGGUACGAUGUGACUAUAUAUUAGGCUUGAGAAUCUGGAAAAAACACUCAUACCAACUUGUUUCAUAUUUAUGUUUGCUUUUUGAAAAUAAAACUAGUUUGUAAAUGAAUUUUUAAACAUUA
This is a messenger RNA of Drosophila kikkawai, 1606 nucleotides long. Its product is annotated as glucose transporter GlcP. The record is from RefSeq and is a predicted model, not a curated record. Gene Ontology annotation, cellular component: membrane. Gene Ontology annotation, biological process: transmembrane transport. Lineage: Eukaryota; Metazoa; Arthropoda; Insecta; Diptera; Drosophilidae. Gene Ontology annotation, molecular function: transmembrane transporter activity.